Protobothrops mucrosquamatus (brown spotted pit viper) is the source of this 2008-nucleotide messenger RNA. RefSeq names its product palladin-like. The coding region runs from base 789 to 1835 and encodes 348 amino acids. The record is from RefSeq and is a predicted model, not a curated record. The transcript is spliced from 2 exons. Lineage: Eukaryota; Metazoa; Chordata; Lepidosauria; Squamata; Viperidae.
AAAUAAAUUCCAGUACAGGAUUUUUUCUCAGGUAUAUAACACUAGCGAUCCAGAAAUUAAAAUGAAGUCAUAUGUUGUACAUCAGUGUUAAAGAAGGGACACAGCUAUGAAAAUAUUAAAAGACAUUUACAGGCAUAGUCAGUUUCAUGCAUUAAUCUACUAUACAGUCUGAUAUCACAAAUUAAGCUUUUAUUGAGUCAUUUUUAUUGUGAGAGUGUUGAUACAAUAUAAAUUACAGAUGUAAAAGGUUGUUUAGAAUAAAAAUGGAUACAUGUCUAAUAUCAUUUCUUUCUUUUGUUUUCCAAAAAGAAGCAUGAAGGAUGAAUUGCUUUCUAAUGCCAGCACUAUACAAAACAUUCCCUGUAGACAGCUGUAGUUGUGUCACAUUUUAAAAUUCUUCAGUAGUAAAUAAGAACAUGGUUAUCAGCAAGAAUAUGAUAAUUUGUUAUAAUCAGCAGCAAUUCAAGUUUUCUUGAAUGUUUAAGUUUGAAACAUAGAAGUUGUUUGUUUUUCUAGGCUCAAUUUUAUUAUGCUGAAAUUUCAGAUAGUGACAGUUCACUGAAACAUGAGUUCAGUUGCCAAAUAUAGAUGAGAAGGACAGGAAUUACAGUCAGAGAAGACAGAUGUAAGUCAGGGGCCACGGUUAUCUCAAUACUUACUGUGGAUCAAGCUUUCUUGAAUGAAUAACUAAAGCAGCUCAAACUUCCUGUUUUCUUAGAAAAAAAGGCUGAAGAGUUCCAUUAUCCUACAUGAAAAUUCUUCAGAAUUUUUCCUGACGAUUUAAAAGCAUGCAGGACAGAAGUUGUGAGCAGCCUGUCCCUCUCUCUGUAAUUAUGAAAGAGCCUCAUCGUUUUGAGAAAAGCCCUUAUGUUGGAAACUAUGAAAACAAUUCUGAGGAUUCAUUACGUUAUGAACUCUUUUAUGAUUCCCUAUCAGAUAUACAAGAUGGGGACUUUUCAAAUGAAUUAUCUGCCUUUCUUAAUCAAGAUGAGAUAAACAAAAGCCUUGAACUUGCUCAUCAAUCCAUUAAUUCUGUUGAAGAAAAGCAAGAGUACCCUUACUUGAACACUUCUUCAAACUCAGCAGAAAAUGCUUCUUCUGGACAAGCCAAAGCACAUGACAGUUAUCCUUCCAAGAGAAAUUGCGCAACCAGCUCCACCUCCUUGUGGCUUUCAUCUCAAACUCCCACAGAGCAGCAGGGUCAGAAUGCAUACUCUCAUGGAAAAAGUGAUAUUUUAAAUGUUACUGGUAAACAAGCAAGUGCUUUUCCCCUGCUGCCUGCAAGACCCAGCUUUAUCCGAAGUCUCAAAAAUGCUGAAAGGCAUAGUUUAAAUGCCCCAAAGGGGAACCCUAAAUCUAAAUCAGUUUUGGCAAGUAAUGUCCCCUUGAAGAAUAAGCUAUGUGAUAAAGCUUCCACUUUGAUUGAAGAACUGUCUUCUAUUUUUCACGAAGCAGCCAAGAUGAGAGUUGAGAGUCCAAAUGGAAAUUCUUCAUCUCCUGAUAGUGGAUAUCUUUCUCCUAAGAGCAAGCAAUUAGCUUUGUCAAAUUCUUUAAGGAAUUCAGUACUUGAAACAAGUUUAGAAAUCACACUAAAAAAUGAGAUCCCUAAAAAUGAGAUCCCAGAAGUCACUCAGGUUAAAGAAUGUGUGCUCCAAAGAAAAGAAGGGUCUCAGAUGGGUGAGACUGUCUCUCAAAAUGAAGUUGCAAGAGAAAGUCAGAAUCAGUUAUCUCCCCCUCAAUUUAUCCAUAAACUGAGGAGUCAAGAAAUUCUUGAAGGAAGCAAGGUUCUACUUCAGUGCAGGGUUGCUGGAAACCCGGUACCUCAGAUCAGGUAAGUUUUGGGUAUUCAUCUUUGAGUAAGUAUUCAUUGAUAUAUCUUUUGUAUGAUCUUCCAUUUCCUUUCACUUGACACUUUCCAUUUGGCACAUCUAUCAGUGGAUUGGUAGUAAAAAUACACAUAUACUCAACAGUUUUAUAUUCCAUUCUGUCAGGUUAGAAAGGAAACUUG